Messenger RNA from Funneliformis geosporum, 387 nucleotides. NCBI's taxonomy places the organism in Eukaryota, Fungi, Glomeromycota, Glomeromycetes, Glomerales, Glomeraceae. The record is from the annotation of a GenBank genome assembly.
AUUGGCGAGCGUAAAUAUUGGAUCAAUAGUGUCUUUUUUAUUGUUUUAAUUAUGAUAUAUCUUAUUGAAAUUUAUUCUUUUAUUCUUAGAAUGGAAGUCACCACGGGAGAGGAAAUUUUUGUUGGAGAGCAAGCAGGACCACACACUAAAUCUGACUUAACAAAGCUCUCUAUGAACUCUUUCAAAUUUUAUAGAGAAUUAAGGGAUUGUCUGAAUGUCCGCAUAUUAAAUGCAAUGAAAAUCAGAGAUAUGGUCAUUAAGACGGAAUUGAAAUAUACUGCGGAAAUAGAAAAUGAUAAUGAUAAAGCUCAGAUUCUGAAAAGAAAAUUUAGUGAUUUUAUUCAAACAAAGCCAUCGCCAAUAAAGGUUGCAAAGGUUAAGAAGUGA